AUGGUCAUCAACCUGGGAAUCAACAUGGGCAAUGGGCAUCAACAUGGGCACCAACCUGGGUACUGGGCAUCAAUGUGGGCAUCAACAUGGGCAUCAACAUGGGCACUGGACAUCAACAUGGGAAUCAACAUGAGCAUCACCAUGGGUACUGGGCAUCAACACGGGUACUGGACAUCAACAUGGGUACUGGGCAUCAGCACCACAGACCGAGCUCUCACACUGGGCAUCAACAUGG
Pelobates cultripes (western spadefoot toad) is the source of this 235-nucleotide messenger RNA. Lineage: Eukaryota; Metazoa; Chordata; Amphibia; Anura; Pelobatidae. The record is from the annotation of a GenBank genome assembly.